AUGAAUCUGUUUGAACUUGCAUUGGUAGCACUUGGUGCCAUCUCAGUGCACACGGCAUGGAGCAAAGUGCGGGCGUGGCAGAAUCUCCGCCACAUCCCUGGACCGUUUGGGGCGCGUUGGAGUCACGCCUGGCUCGUAAAACAGAUUUUUGCGGGCCUCUAUGUCGACCGGCUCCAGGAGAUCUAUGCCAAGUACGGGCCGAUUGUGCUCCUCAGCCCGGGCAUGGUGGCCGUCAGCGACCCCGGAAGAGAUUCGCAGCAUCAGCAAUAUGCGAUCGGCAUGGGGCCGGGUGCCCGCUACAAGAAGGCGCACGAGGUCCUGCGCAAGAAGCUGGUCGGUGGAUACAGUGGCAAGAGUGUCGGGCUCAGUCAGGUGCACGACAUGAUUGACGAGCGUGUGCUGAAGCUGGUGGACCUUAUCAAGUCCAAAUACGUCGCUUCCGUCAAUCAUGACCAGACUUUUGACCUCUCGCGACUGCUGGCACCAGCGUUGAGCUCUCGAUCAAACCUGCGCUGCGCGACCGGGCCAUUUUUGGUCAAGAUGCAGACAUGA
Pestalotiopsis fici W106-1 is the source of this 552-nucleotide messenger RNA. RefSeq lists its product as uncharacterized. Gene Ontology annotation, molecular function: heme binding; oxidoreductase activity, acting on paired donors, with incorporation or reduction of molecular oxygen; monooxygenase activity. The record is from RefSeq and is a predicted model, not a curated record. The transcript is spliced from 2 exons. NCBI's taxonomy places the organism in Eukaryota, Fungi, Ascomycota, Sordariomycetes, Amphisphaeriales, Sporocadaceae. The coding region runs from base 1 to 552 and encodes 183 amino acids.